Chiloscyllium plagiosum (whitespotted bambooshark) is the source of this 1792-nucleotide messenger RNA. RefSeq names its product keratin, type I cytoskeletal 18-like. The record is from RefSeq and is a predicted model, not a curated record. Gene Ontology annotation, cellular component: cytoskeleton. NCBI's taxonomy places the organism in Eukaryota, Metazoa, Chordata, Chondrichthyes, Orectolobiformes, Hemiscylliidae. Gene Ontology annotation, molecular function: structural molecule activity.
CCCGGUGCCUGCGAUAAAAGAGAGUCGCUGAGUGUGAGUGUUGCUCAGGGUGCUGCUCUCUCUCAGGCUGUUGUGUGGAACACCAUGGCAGGGAAUUAUCGAACCCAGUCCAUCUACAGCAGCAGCGGCAGUGUCCGCCGUUCGAGACCCGUGCAAUCCUCAAUGAGCAUGUAUCAGUUUUCAACCAGACCAUCCAUCUCCACCUCGGUCUACAGCGGGGGCAUGGGCUUCGGAGUGGGCUCGGGGACAGGCUACAGCAGCGCCUCCGCGGGUCUCGGCCGCUCGGCCGGCGGGCUGGCUUCCAGCAGCGCGAUGUUGCUGGGUGGCAGCGCCCUGACCUCCAAUGAGAAGAACACCCUGCAGAACCUGAACGAACGCCUGGCCGCUUUCCUGGGCCGGGUCAAGUCUCUGGAGGAAUCCAACAAGGAGCUGGAGAGACAGAUCCGAGAGUACGGCACCAGGAGCAUCGUGGGCUUCGACUGGUCUAUCUACGACCAGACCCUCAAACCCAUCCAGAAGGAGAUUCUCGAUGCUGUGUUGCAGAAUUCCCAGAUUGCACUGGAGAUCGAUAACGCUAAACUGGCAGCUGAAGACUUUAAGAACAAGUACGAAUCCGAGCUGGCACUGAAACAGUCUGUGGAGAAUGAUAUUCUUGGACUCCGCCAACUGAAGGACAACUACCAGUCUUUACAGGCUUGUCUGGUGGAUGAGAUUGCUCAGCUGGAGGACGAGAUUGCCUUCUUAAAGAAGGACCAUGAAGAGCAACUGAGGAUGCUGCGACAGCAGAAGACUGCAGAUAUCGAUGUCCAAGUUGACUCCGGUCCUCCUGCUGAUAUGGCUGUGAAACUGCAGGAAAUGAGAGAUAGUUACGCCAGGAUUGCAGACCAGAAUAAAAAAGAUUUGGACAAUUGGUACCAGGAGCAGGUACAGAUCCAAGUCACACAGACCACACAGGCUAACUUGGCUUCUGAUGGGGUAAAAGCCGAGCUUACUGAACUCCAUAAUCAGUUGCAGGUCCUGGAAACUGACUAUAGCUCCUUGCUCGGCGCUCUGAAGGGCCUGGAGAAUAACCUGAUGAACGUCGAGUCCAGAUAUGACAUGGAGCUGCAGAAAGAACAAGCAAGAAUUGCACAGCUAGAGGGAGAGCUGGGACGAAUCAGGAACAACAUCCUUGCGCAGACAGAGGAAUACAAGAAUCUGCUUAACAUCAAGAUGAAUCUGGAGAAGGAGAUUCAGCAGUACAGGAUUCUUCUAAAUGGAGGCAGUGAAAGCCUGGGGACUGCUGGCAUCUCUUUCUCAUCAUUAGGCGGGAAGAGCACAGAAGGAACAACUACGAUUAUCACCACCACCAAGAUGGAAAGAGAAAAACGUUGAAGUGAAGACUCUGUGUGGCAUCUUCCUGGAAACCCGACACAACUCUUAUCCGUCGCGUGGUUUCUGCUGGAGUCUUGGGAACGUGGGCUAUUUGAUUGCAACAUUUCUCCCUCCGCUUUUAUCCUUCUGAUGCUCUCGUUAAUAACGGAAUGUGCAACAGGGGCCUCGCCUCUUUAUAGAAUUGGGUCCACUUUCCAACCUUCCAAACCUUCCACAUUUAAAGUGCGACCAUUGGACACCAAUGGACAACCUGCCAUCCUCUAUCUGGGUCCCACUUGUCCUAGUGAGCAGCUUCAUGGCCUUGGAAAGGGCUCCGGCUUUGCGUCAGCUCCCGGGCUGGGUUGCUGUGAAGUUCCCCUUCUAUGUUCACUUUCUGUCUAAAGCUGAGAAAUAAAUGUCUUUCUGAUCUCGCCGCAAA